AUGCUGAGCCUCGCCCACAGUCGGCGGCUUCUGCCGCAGCGAGACCCGUUCAAAAUUCUGGGUCUCACACGUAGUGCUACCAAGGCAGAGGUAAAGAUGAAGUACCGAGAGCUCGCUCGCAUCUACCACCCCGAUGCGGGGUCCGGUGACAGUGCCAAGAUGGAGGAGGUGAAUCACGCGUACAAGCUGCUUUUGAAGGAGGGUGGAUACGAGCGUCUGCAUCUGCCAGGCCCAAGCAGGGCGCGAGCGCAUGGGACGAGCGGUCCUGUCGGGGGGACCUCGGAGGGUCGACGUCAGCCAUUGCGUGAAAUGGCGGCAGCGCCCUUUACUGUAGAUCAGCAGAGCAGCGGCACUGGAGAGUCAUCAUCGCCUGCGUCUGCCGGUUCCACGUCGUCACUGCUGACGGACGAGGAGGUUGAGAAGGUGGGUGCGCUGGAUCCGGCCACGGAGCGUCGCACACCAGAAGGGAAGUACUUGUAUCAGAGCCGGGACGAUCAAAGCUGGGUCGAGCUCGAUCGCCCACUCCUGCGCGCGCAGCAGCCGCACUAUGCGUCAUUCUCGGCGCAGGCCGACAUGAAAGCCGAGCUGCAACGCCGCGCCCUGCUGAAGGAAAAGGAGCAAAACGAAAAGAGCCACUUUCAGCGGGCGGCGGACCGUCUCGCGGACAGCGCUGAGUUGCCGACGCGAAAUCCGCACUUGCUGCGUAUCUACGCGCUCAUUGUCGUGUGCGUCUUCUACCUGAUGUACAAGCGCACGUUUGAGCGCACACAUCACCAGAGGAAGCGCACGCAGUUCUACCAGGGGCUGGAGGAGAACCGAGAGGAGUUGAUGGCGACUUAUGAGAAGCAUAAGGACGCCCUGCAGGUGACAGCGGUUGCUGCGGCGCUCGUCUUCCUUGCCGCCGCGGAGCACAAGACGGCCAACGACCCCGUCGUGCCGAGUCCGCCAGAGGUCUUUUACCGCUCUGUGAAACCGCCGAGUGACCACUACACUGUCGUCGCUGGCGGCUAA
This is a messenger RNA of Leishmania mexicana MHOM/GT/2001/U1103, 1011 nucleotides long. RefSeq names its product DnaJ domain protein-like protein. The transcript has a single exon. Bases 1 to 1011 code for a protein of 336 amino acids. Lineage: Eukaryota; Euglenozoa; Kinetoplastea; Trypanosomatida; Trypanosomatidae. The record is from RefSeq and is a predicted model, not a curated record.